Molecule: messenger RNA, 1409 nt
Organism: Pimephales promelas (fathead minnow)
Lineage: Eukaryota; Metazoa; Chordata; Actinopteri; Cypriniformes; Leuciscidae
Gene: sike1
Product: suppressor of IKBKE 1
Source: RefSeq, a predicted model, not a curated record
GACGUUGACUAGUACAGGAAGUUCCUUUUAGUUAGUUGUUAGUUGACAGAUCUCCUUAUUUUGUGAUCGAUAUGAGGAAGUGAAUAUGUAAUAUAUCUCAACAUUGUUGUAGUUGUACUGUUAAUGCGUCGCGCCCGAUAAGCACAGCGGUGUAGUUUGAGCGGGUCACCGAGAGGAUGUCGUGCUCGCUGGAGAAGGUGCUCGGCGACGCGAGGACUCUCCUGGAGCGGCUGAAGGAACACGAUAACGCCGCGGAGGGUCUCAUCGACCAGUCCAGCGUCCUCAGCCAGAAGAUACACAGCAUGAAGGAGGUCGGAAACACUCUCCCUGACAAGUACACCGAGGAAGGCACAGAGUAUCAGGAGCUGUCCAGAUACAAACCUCACGUCCUGCUGACCCAGGAGAACACCCAAAUCAAAGAUCUCCAGCAGGAGAACAGAGAUCUCUGGCUGUCUCUGGAGGAGCACCAGUACGCUUUAGAGCUGAUCAUGGGCCGGUACCGAAAGCAGAUGCUUCAGCUGAUGAUGGAAAAGAAAGAGCUGGACACUAAACCUGUGCUCAACCUUCACCAGGAAAAUGCCAUGGAGGUUCAAAACCAACUGGAACGGAUCUGUGAAAUGGGUCAAGUUAUGCGUCAAGCUGUACAGAUGGACGACCGACACUACUGCUCGGUGAAAGAGCGACUGGCACAGCUCGAGAUUGAAAACAAAGAGCUGAGGGAUCUUCUGUCCAUCAGCAGCAGUGCCGUGAGGCCAAAGAGAGAGGAGACGAGCCCACCUGAGAUGGAUGACAAACAGGACUCUGAAUAACCUGGGACUCUGGGUGACCUGGCGUCCACUGACGUUAAAAUCUGUAUUGGGUUUUCUAGCGUGGUUUAGCUUCCUGCUGCCCGAUAAUGCACUUUCUGGUGUUUAUUGUUGUUGAUGCUGUUCUGAAAAAUUCAGUUUUAAUAUUAGACACUUAAGCAAAUGUGCAUUAUAGAUCAAAUCUGCCUCUAUUUCUAUUUGCAUUUUCAACCAAACAAAACUUUAAAAUGGGGUUUAUUGGCUUAAAUUGAGUUGUAGCUUUAGUUUAGCAGGUUAAUAGGUGGUCUUAGGUCACUUGAUUGAAUAUGGAUAUGUGAAAACAGAUAUUUGCAAACACAUUAACUAACCUCAGCAUAAGAUAGUUGAAUCAUUAAGAAAGUUGUAUGUAUCCGCAGUAUUGCAUCUGUAAACAGUUUGAUGUGAUAAUCUUGUAUGCCGUGUCACAUGUUCAGCACACUUCCACAGUGACCAGAAUCUUCUUAAAAUCGUAUUUUUAUUGUAAAUUGUUGUAUUUUCAUCUCAGGAAAGCAAUCAUGUGUACCACAGUUGUUAUUUUGUAUAACUCAGUAUGUAAAAAAUAAAAUGGAAAUAUUCAAGUUUAAA